CAGACUUGCGGCUGCAGAGUAGGGCACGGAGCUUCGCUACCCGGAGCCCGGCGGCGAGGCGGCGGAGGCGCAGGCGUGUGGGGUCCGGCCGGCGGCCGCGAGGGGGUGGAGAGGCGAGCCGGAGCGCGGGGCGACGGCCGCCCUGCCCACUGAGUCCAGCCACCGCAACGCCUGCAUCCGCGAGCGCGCCCAGGGCAGCGCGCGACCGAGUGCGCGCGGGCGGGGGCGCGCAGGCCCUGCCCGCCCCUUCCGCCCCCACCCCCCUCCACCCCUUCCUCUCGCCACCUUUCUCUCCACUUCUGCGACCCCGCGCCGGGCGCCCACCCUGUCCUCCUGCGGGAGCGCUGUCCGCUGCGGCGGCCGGAGCGGGCCAGGCCGGGGGAUGGCGCUGCUGGACCUGGCCCUGGAGGGAAUGGCCGUCUUCGGGUUCGUCCUCUUCUUGGUGCUGUGGCUGAUGCAUUUCAUGGCCAUCAUCUACACCCGAUUACACCUAAACAAGAAGGCAACAGACAAACAACCGUAUAGCAAGCUCCCAGGGGUGUCUCUUCUGAAACCACUGAAAGGAGUAGAUCCUAACCUAAUCAACAACUUGGAAACAUUCUUUGAAUUGGAUUAUCCCAAGUAUGAAGUACUCCUCUGUGUCCAAGAUCAUGAUGACCCAGCCAUUGAUGUGUGUAAGAAGCUUCUUGGAAAAUAUCCAAAUGUUGAUGCUAGAUUGUUUAUAGGUGGCAAAAAGGUUGGCAUUAAUCCUAAAAUUAACAAUUUAAUGCCAGGAUAUGAAGUUGCAAAGUAUGAUCUUAUAUGGAUUUGUGAUAGUGGAAUAAGAGUGAUUCCAGACACACUCACGGACAUGGUUAACCAAAUGACAGAGAAAGUAGGCCUGGUUCACGGGCUGCCAUAUGUAGCAGACAGACAGGGCUUUGCCGCCACACUAGAACAGGUGUAUUUUGGAACCUCUCAUCCAAGGUCCUAUAUCUCUGCCAAUGUCACUGGUUUCAAAUGUGUGACGGGAAUGUCUUGUUUAAUGAGAAAGGAUGUGUUAGAUCAAGCAGGAGGGCUUAUAGCUUUUGCUCAAUACAUUGCUGAAGAUUACUUUAUGGCGAAAGCAAUAGCUGACCGAGGUUGGAGGUUUGCAAUGUCCACUCAAGUUGCAAUGCAAAACUCUGGCUCGUAUUCAAUUUCUCAGUUUCAAUCCAGAAUGAUCAGGUGGACCAAAUUACGAAUUAACAUGCUUCCUGCAACAAUAAUUUGUGAGCCAAUUUCAGAAUGCUUUGUUGCCAGUUUAAUUAUUGGAUGGGCAGCCCACCAUGUAUUCAGAUGGGAUAUUAUGGUAUUUUUCAUGUGUCAUUGCCUGGCAUGGUUUAUAUUUGACUACAUUCAACUCAGGGGUGUCCAGGGUGGCACACUGUGUUUUUCAAAACUUGAUUAUGCGGUAGCUUGGUUCAUCCGUGAAUCCAUGACAAUAUACAUUUUUUUGUCGGCAUUAUGGGACCCAACAAUAAGCUGGAGAACUGGUCGCUACAGACUACGCUGUGGAGGCACAGCCGAGGAAAUCCUAGAUGUCUAACUACAGCUUUGUGACUGUACAUAAGGAAAAAAAGAGGAUUAUAAAUUAUGUUUAUAUAAAUGCUUUUAAAAAAAUCUACCUUCAGUAGUUUUAUCACAUGUAUGUUUUGGUAUCUGUUCUCUAAUUUAUUUUGCAUGGCACUUGCAUCUGUGAAAAGGAAAGGAAAAAAAAAAAAACACAUCUGUAGUCUUGGCCAAAUGGUUAUACUUUAUUUUGCGGACGUAGAGAAUCAAGAGAAUUGGUUCUAGGAACCUGGGUUCGGUUUUUGUUGUUGUUUGUUUGUUUACUUUUUAAAAAUACAUAAAUAAAUAAAUCUAUAUCUAUAUAUAUAUAUAUAUAUGAACGCUCUGCAACAAACACUAUGACAGUAUCCUUCAGUAGAGAAAGUUUCUUAUAGUGAGUACACUCAUUUAGAAUAUGUAUGGGAUGGCAACAGCUUUGUUCGGGGGGCUUGAAAAGACCAGAAGGUGCCAUCCCUUUUCAUGUCUAAAGUGAAAGGUAUUAAUGCAGUGAACUGCCUGCAGUGAGGUACUAACUGAGAAACUUUUUCAUGCUUUAUGCCUACCUCUUGUAGUCGUUGCAGAGGAAAUAUAAACUGUAAUACGGUAGCUAGGCCUUGCGAAAACAAAUGGAAAAACUUUAAAAAUAAUAAUAACAAAAGAGCUGGAGUCUAGUAUUUAUAUGAAUCUGUGAGAAAUAUUUGUUUGGUCUCACCGCAACGAACCAAAAGUGGUUGAGUUUGGUUUUUAAUUGUAGCCAUGUCUUGAAGGCAUCUUUUUGACCAACUCUUGUUGGUUCUGUCUUGAACCAUUGUUAAUCACUGUGCUGGUAAGUCUUUCCUUCCCUGCUCCUCACCUGACCCAUCCCAUCUUUCCUUAACUUUUUGCAGGGGGUGGGGUGGGGGGGUUUGUUUUAGUGUGAAUGGAUGUUUUGAUAGUUGUGAGGAAAAAUGCACUUCAGACACAUUUCACACAUGAGCUAUUUUCUUACACGGUCUGUCUUAUUGUUAAAAAGAAUGUAAUUUCAUGAUACAGGUAUUUAAUAUCUUUUUUAAGUAAAUAAAUAUUCUAGCCAUCAAUAAAUAAAUUGCAGUAGAGUAUUAACAGGGGACAGGAUGAGUUUUACUCUUAAAAUUAAUCAGUAUCCAACUAAGUCUAUGUGUGUGUGUGUGUGUGUGUGUGUGUUUUGUUUUGUUUUUUAAUUUACUAUUACUGUUAGUCUAGUCUUAUUUAAAUUGGAUUUUUGUAUUCCAGUUUGUACGGCAAAAUAGACUAGAGCAGUUCUGGUUGUAAAUGCAUGCUGUAUUUCACUGUUCUCUCCCCAUCAUGCCACUAAAUUCGCUUGUCAGGUUGUGCUUAAGUUGUGGUGAGCUGGACUUGUUUUUGUUUAAAAGAAAAAAAAGAA
Molecule: messenger RNA, 2971 nt
Organism: Kogia breviceps (pygmy sperm whale)
Lineage: Eukaryota; Metazoa; Chordata; Mammalia; Artiodactyla; Physeteridae
Gene: UGCG
Product: UDP-glucose ceramide glucosyltransferase
Biological process (GO): glucosylceramide biosynthetic process
Cellular component (GO): membrane
Molecular function (GO): ceramide glucosyltransferase activity
Source: RefSeq, a predicted model, not a curated record